Molecule: messenger RNA, 1131 nt
Organism: Penicillium nucicola
Lineage: Eukaryota; Fungi; Ascomycota; Eurotiomycetes; Eurotiales; Aspergillaceae
Exons: 3
Coding region: 1-1131 (376 amino acids)
Source: RefSeq, a predicted model, not a curated record
AUGACACGUGAAGACGCUGCUGAAACUUAUGCAAAGCUUUUUGAAAGCAAAAAAGAAGGGCGAUACCUCUUGAAUCCGAUCGUCUUCGAGAGACUCCAUCCCGGAGUCGUUGGCUAUUUCGAUUCUGAGUCGGGUGAUUGGACACCGGUCGCCGACCUAUCGGACCCCGAGGCGUUCAUCUCUGACGGAUACGUCGAGGCGUACAAAAAGCUGGGGGACUAUAAAAAGGCAACCCGCGACUGGAACACAAGGACUUCCGAGAGCGAAUCCGAGCGCAGCUACCGCACCAAUGUAGGAGCUUCUGGUGCUGCUGGGGGUGUCCCGGCCGAAGCAUCCGUUGAUGUGAAAUACAAGAAAGGCUCCGCAGGCCAGGCAGCCCUUAUAGCCAGUGGUCUUGUCAAUUAUGAAGCAUUCCUCGGGCCAUUCAAGGAUAGCACCAAGCAGUGGAUCGCGGCAAACGGACGUAAGAUUAUAGAGGAGCAUGGAUCAGCUGCCAAAGAAAACGGUCUUUGGGCGAUCAAGGGCGUCUAUUUCACCGAUGAAUGCGCCAUCAAGAUGACGACCAGUAGCGACCAGGACAUUGAUGUAGGAGCUGAUAUUGGGGCCACUGGUUUUGGCAAGCUCGGUGGCGGGGCUGGAUCGCUUGAAAAGCUCAAGAGUAAGAGCUGGACAACAUGCCCUGCAGUUCCGGGAUCGAAGGGGCAGGUUGUCUCAUUCCACGGACUCAAGUUUAAGGCGCGAAGCCUUUCGAAACUUUGGAGCUCUAAUGAUUUCAGCUUCAAUAUGGCAUGCUCAUUUGGUCCUGUCAGUACAUCCGAGCGCCCAGUUUACGAUGAAGAUGGAAAAUUGAGCGGCUUUGAGGCAGUUCGGCGGGUCAAGAAAGAACGGGAAGAUGAUUCCUACUUUGAAAUUGAAAAGACCGAGGAGCCGAAAAAAGCAGAUGCUCCUGAGGAUGCCGAGGACGAUGAUGAGGUCGAUGAAGAAGGCAUGACGGAAGAGGAUAUUCAGGCGGAGAGAGCCGAGCAGAAGGCAUUGGAAGACGAGCGCAACCAGAUGAAGCUGGAGACUUGGAAUAAUUUUGUCAAGGAGACAGAAUCUAUGAACCGAAAUUUGGCCGAGGCGAGGGCAUAG